Arabidopsis arenosa is the source of this 619-nucleotide messenger RNA. The record is from the annotation of a GenBank genome assembly. NCBI's taxonomy places the organism in Eukaryota, Viridiplantae, Streptophyta, Magnoliopsida, Brassicales, Brassicaceae.
GACGACGAGAUCGAUGAGAAGAGAGUAAACCCUAGCAGCAGCAGCAGACACACACACACUAAAAGUCCAUCGCAUCGAGAACAGAGGAAAAGCCAAAGAUGACUUUCAAGCGCAGAAACGGUGGAAGGAACAAGCACAACAGAGGUCACGUCAAGCCAAUCAGAUGCUCCAACUGUGGCAAAUGUUGUCCCAAGGACAAGGCCAUUAAGAGGUUCAUUGUGAGGAACAUUGUGGAGCAGGCUGCUAUUAGAGAUGUCCAGGAAGCUAGCGUCUACGAAGGAUACACAUUACCGAAGCUAUAUGCAAAGACGCAAUACUGUGUCUCCUGUGCUAUCCACUCUCACGUCGUUAGAGUCCGAUCCCGCACCAACCGUAGGGUCCGUACUCCUCCACCUCGUUUCGCCAGACGCAAGGAGGAUACUCCCAAGCCUGGGCAACCAGGACAGGCCCCUCGUCCAGCUGGACCUGGAGCUGCAGCUGCACCGCGUGUCUGAAAUCUGCAAUCAGCUUAAAUUGUAGUUUCAUUGUUCAAGAUUUUUGUUUUUCGUAUUUUGGCUUCAGAUUUUAUUCCCAUGUGAAUCUCCAAAUGCUGUUUCUUUAAUAAAUGUCUCGACUUUGU